Molecule: messenger RNA, 3217 nt
Organism: Myxocyprinus asiaticus (Chinese sucker)
Lineage: Eukaryota; Metazoa; Chordata; Actinopteri; Cypriniformes; Catostomidae
Gene: pnkd
Product: PNKD metallo-beta-lactamase domain containing
Exons: 9
Coding region: 14-1099 (361 amino acids)
Cellular component (GO): mitochondrion
Molecular function (GO): hydroxyacylglutathione hydrolase activity
Source: RefSeq, a predicted model, not a curated record
CGCGCCUACCAUAAUGGCGCUUCCGCAGUGGACGGUGUAUUUACUUUGUAUUGCUUCGAUAUGUGGAGGUGUUUACAUCUGUCGUGUUUUUAAAUGUGCCAGAAAAAGUUCAUGGAAAAAUAGUCUGAUCGCUAGACUGAUGGCUCGCACAGAGAAACCACUGUUUUGGAUAGCGUACUCUCUCUAUACAAGGACCAAACUGGGGUACAUGUUUCAUAAGAGGCAGAUGCGGAAAGCACGGGAGCGUUACCCCACCGGACACUCCAGAGCCCAACCCACUAUCAUCAACGGCAUCAAGAUAAUACCAGUGCCCAUCUUAUCAGACAAUUACAGCUAUGUGGUCAUUGACACUGCCUCAAAUCUGGCUGUCGUGGUGGACCCCGCUGACCCCCAGCCUGUUCAGGCAUGCCUAGAGGAAGAGGGGGUGACAUUACAAGCUGUUCUCUGCACACACAAACACUGGGACCACAGUGGAGGGAACAGGGCUUUAAAGAGACGCUACAGUUCCUGUCAAGUGUAUGGGAAUGCUAUGGACAACAUUCCAGGCCUCACACACCCCCUGUCAGACAAAGACACUAUAGAUUUGGGAACUCGGCUGCACUUCAGGGCCUUUUUCACACCUGGGCACACAGUGGGUCAUGUGAUCUACCUGCUUGAUGGCCGGGCGAUCGGUGGCCCCAGCAGCUUAUUUUCAGGGGAUCUUGUAUUCCUCUCUGGAUGUGGGAGAAUGUUUGAGGGUAAUGCCUCAACUAUGUUGUCAUCUCUAGACACAGUGGGAUCACUAAACGAUGACACUCUGCUUUGGCCUGGGCAUGAGUAUGCAGAAGAUAACCUGCUGUUUGCUGCUGAGGUGGAGCCUUGCAAUGUUGUGCGGGACCAGAAGUUGCAGUGGGUGCUUCAACAGAGGGGUCAGAGAUUGUGCACGUGUCCAUCCACUCUGGCAGAGGAGAAGCAGUACAAUCCCUUCUUGCGGAGUCACAGCCAGGAUCUCCACUGUGCUCUCGGCCUACAGCAAAAGCAGGACGAGGACUGGACUUCAUAUCGGGCCCGUGUAUUAGAGGAGCUCCGUAGACGAAAGGACAUUUAUAAGGGCCGAUAAGGCCUUGUUUCAUAGAGCUGUUCAGCAGUGACGUCAGUUUGUAGCAGUGGGUUUUUAUAAUGGGAUUUUUCAAUUUAUGAGUAAAAUAAGGUCUGUGGUAAAACAUACUUUUUUUUUAUUUUGAAGAUACUUCGAUGUUUUGUUCUGCAACAUAAUUUACACACAGUCAUACCUCAAACAUACAUUUUUAAGCUGCUGUGUUUUAAAAAUACAUUUAUGUUGCUAGAUAAAGACUACAAAUACCACAAGCAUGUGAGUGUAUGUGCCUGACCAAACACAAAACCAUAGUAGGUCUUAUCUAGCAACUUGUUUGCAAUACAUUCUUUUUCUAUUUUUUAAAAUAUGGCGGCUUUAAAAUUCACAUUUGGGAUAUGCUUGUUUGUAAUUUAUGUAUUUAUGUUAACAUCCAAUUAUCUUAAAGUAAUGUUUACCACAGACUUUAUUUUAUUAAUAAAUUCAAAAUGUGUGAUUAUAAAAACCCAUAGGAAAAUCCUGAGGGAACCCAUGGCUCGAAAAUGCUAAUUCUCUUCUGUGUUUUGGACUACAACUUGAGCUGCUCUAUUGGGAUUUGGAGGGAGAAAACACUAAAACCAUUCCAAGCUAAACAUGCAGUGUUCCCUGCAUAAAAGUGCGUUGGAUCACUUUAAGAUGAAAGCACUAAUGUGAAUUUGAACGGUUUUGUGUGAGAGUAAAAUGCAUAGAAAUGUAGAUUUGGGCAUUAUUUUAUUUUUUUUAUUAUUUUUUUUUUUUUUACUUUAAAGUUUUCUUAGACUGUGAGCACCAUUGUCUGAAAUUUAACAUUUCUUUAAUGAAGUAUUAAUAACAUCCAACAGCGCUUGUUUCUGACCCUUGACACUUUGUGUUGGAGAUCCCACAUUUUGAAUGACCAGCUAUUAGAAUACUUAUGGUACCAGAAGCACUGAUAUUUAUGAAAGUUUUGUGAUAAAACAAACCCAUGAAUCAUUAACAAAAAAGUGACUGUCUUCAUUGUGUUGCACCGUGAGAGAUUGCGCAAUUAUAUCAGAGAUUAUUUAGCAGAGACGGGCCACUUCUAUUAAAAUGAAUGGGAGAAAUUGGAACGCUCAACCAAGGAGCUCUGAGCGCCCAACGGUCAACGGAUGUAGAAAGAAAGUCCUGCCUUACAGUAAAAGAGCCAAUCACAUUUUAUAUACAGACAUCGCCUGUCAAUCAACUCUAGAACGAGCAUGCGCAUUAGCUAUAUAAGCUGGGACAUUUUUUUUUUUUUUUUUUUUUUUUUUUUUUUUGGUAAUAUGAGGUAAAGAAUCACAAUUUAUGAGACCAGUAUUGUCAGAUUUGAUUGCUGAUUUGAAAUAUGUUCUUUGAUCGUAAUCAUGACCAACCGUUUUUGAGAUUUUGAUCUUUCCCCAUUCAAGUAGAUAGGAGCUGCACUGAUAUGACUGGAAAUAGCCUCACGAGAGUGUUCCAAAGAUGACCGACAGUGGACUGACUUACUAGAAAGACUUUUAUAAGAAGAUUUAAGGUACUAUUUGACAACUUCGUAACCAAGGAGACCAAAGAUGCUAGUAAGUUUGGGGCAUGAGCGAAAAACACAUCUAGACCCUUAAUAAAAUGGCUUAAAGACCUUUAUAUAGUUGCUGCUAGUACUAUUUUCUGUCUGCUAUUUUGGGGUCAGGGACCAUCUGUUAAUGGCAUCAGAGGUAAACUGUUGAGAGUCCCUAACAUACAUACGGUUGUGUUGUAAUAUUAUUUUGUUUCUUUUCUGUGCAAUUUGAAUCCUUCAAAACUGCAUGAUGGAGGAUGAAGUGCAGUGCGCUUUGUUUUUUCUUUUAGUAUCAUCUCAGCCUUUAAAGGUGCACUCAGUAUUUUUUUUAUUUUCAUAAUUAAAGUUUAACUCCUUAAAAAAUAACUAAGUUUGAAACAUAUGUAUAAGACCAUGAUCACACACAUGAUAUGAAGACUCCAGUCAUAUCAGUAACCUUAUAAAAGGCUGUUUAAAUCUACAGAGAGAGGGUCCCCUCAUGGAGACUGCCAUCAUGAUCAAACAAUAAGUCACUUAAAGGGUUAGUUCACCCAAAUGCCAAAUCAUUUACUCACCCUUAUGCCAUCCCAGAUGUGUAUGACUUUCUUUCUUCAGCA